This is a messenger RNA of Iphiclides podalirius (scarce swallowtail), 1959 nucleotides long. NCBI's taxonomy places the organism in Eukaryota, Metazoa, Arthropoda, Insecta, Lepidoptera, Papilionidae. The record is from the annotation of a GenBank genome assembly.
AUGGCGGCGAGCCAGCCGCACCAGGGCAGGAGCGUGAUGCUCACCCGAUUCAAGCUGUCACAGCAGAGGCGGCAGCUACGCGAAAAGGAGCGCAGGCCGACCGCGCAUUCGCCCAAAGCGGCUGACGAGAGGAAGACCAAAGCGACUGUUUCGCCCGCCAAGGUCAAGAAGGAGCGACCGCACCAGACCCAGGAGGUCCAGAAUAUGAAGGGGAGGAGUCCUUCGCAGGUCCUUCUGAAGCAGAGACACGAGAUGAAAGUCAUGGGGGGGAGUGGCGGCAAAAGGAAGCUGGGUAUGCCGCAGAAGGGAUCAAAAUCUCCGCCGGCAAAGCGGGCGAGGCCUCGCCACACUUUGAAAUCCGGUCCCACCGCGCUGGGCAACAGAUCUCGAAGCCCUGUGUACUCCGAGCUGGGCUUCGAAGAGGUGAUCCGGAUGGUUGACGAGAACCAGAGCUUGGAUGAUGACGAUCUCCUGGAGAUACUGACCUGCCCCAGCCCGGUGUGGUGGGAGGACCCACCCGACGGCGACUACAUGGAGAGUCCGAUAAUUUUAAAAUCAAGAAAUAUCAGCCCGUUGCCGACGCCCGCGACAAAAUUAAAGAUUAAAUCCGCCAGGAAGACGAAACCCCACAAAAUAAUACUGGAGUCGGUCGACACCGCGGAAAUUAAAAAACAAAUACAAGACAACAAACUAAACACAGAUACCCUAAUGGAUAUCGCAACAUUUAACGUUAACAGUGCCAAUGACAAAUUUAAAAAUAAACGCAGCAAACUGGAGAGUUUGUUGGGCACCAUUAAAAGUAAAUUGAAUGAAUGCAAAAGUCGAUACAAUAGCAUCAAUACUAAAGAAGAACAAUCGAUCAAAGAGAGGUGCACAGAUAAUGCAGACAUUCCAAAACGCAAAAAUUCAACAGAUCAUAAAAAUAUAUCCGAUACAUAUACACAAGUGGAGGCGGAAAACGUGGACGAUAUUUGUUUCGCCGCAAUUACCGAACAAGACAAGGAAUGCCUGGAACAUUUGGAGAAUAUUGAAAUACCGAUGGAGAGGAAGAGAGAUAUAGACGUACAGCGAAUCGACGGAAAUCCAAAACCGCUCGUUGCCUCGACGAAGGGCGUCAUUAAUCCCAUCGAGCAUUUGAAAGUGUUCAAAAAGUCGAAAACCUUUCCUAGGUACGUGACAAACAAGAGGGUAAAGAUUCUCAACUUCAAAAAAUUGCCCAUGAACCUCCUAACACAAAAGAAAUCGUCUUUCAGAGAGAAAAGAAAAUCUACGGAGAGCUCGCAAACCGCAAAAGGGGAGGAACAAGUCGAUGUUGUCGAGCAAAACAAUAUUAAAACUGAAACAAAUCAAACGUUACUCAAUGAAGAAGCGGUUAGGGAUUGUGGCCUCGAAAAUGUCGUUCAAAACGCGUCAUGCGUCGAGAAAAGCCCUAUUGAAACCAAACCUACUGAUGAGGUUUCUAAACUGAACGACAAAAUCGACGAGCCGAAAGUACCAUCAGAAGAAACUAGAAAUUUUGCAAAAACCGACGACUACAUAACAGUCUUCAAAAUUGUCUCUAACUCAACUGACACCAAAGAGGUCAAAUCCGGCCACCUGAUCGAGGUGGAAAUCGAAGAAGAUACUAAAAAGGAACCGGCAUAUGAAAAAGAAAUUCCUGAGAAGGAAACCAAUACUCUCGACUCUUACUACAAGAAGUGCAAAAGCUUCAAGCGGGAACCGAACAGAACCGGCGGGUUUCAAGAAGAACUAGAAGAGAGGGACACGAAGAAGGAAGAAGACGGAACGGAGGCAAAAGAGUUGUGCGACAGCUGCAACAAUGACUCGAAGAUGUCCAUAAUAGUCCCGAGCACUGCGGACGUGAAGUACUGUAUGAAGUGCUCGUCGAUUUUCGACCUGGACGAAUGCGACUAUUGCAUCAGGAAAGAGAGAAGAACGGAGAGUCCUGGGAAGAUCUCU